Tribolium madens (black flour beetle) is the source of this 660-nucleotide messenger RNA. RefSeq lists its product as uncharacterized. Bases 248 to 646 code for a protein of 132 amino acids. The record is from RefSeq and is a predicted model, not a curated record. The transcript has 2 exons. Lineage: Eukaryota; Metazoa; Arthropoda; Insecta; Coleoptera; Tenebrionidae.
GAUUAGCUGUUAAUCGAUCGUCAUUGGCAAUUACCCUCAGCACGUUUGUAAAAACUGAUUAUUUUUGUAUCAAUAUCGGAAAAAUAAAAACUUAUCAGAACAACUCCAGCUUGGAAAGCGUUUUAUCUCCGAUUUAUUAUCACCGCUGAAACGUGUUAUCUAAAUUUAUUGCUCCAAUUCCCAUGCAGUGUGAAAAGAGCGAUGGAAAAAGUCGUCCCAAUUAGAAAAACAUAACACACUAAAAGGUAUGUUUGAAAUGGGCCAAAGGCAUUCGAAGCGUGCGAAAAUCCUCCCAUCCCAACCGGAAGUAACCGAAAUCUUUGAGUUAAACGACAACCAAAGCGAGCUGGAUAACAGCGAAGUCGAUACCGUUGUUGAGAUAUUUCCAGUCGAAUUAAAGAAUAUGAUGGAUGCUUUGGAGUCUAUAGAACGUACCAUCGAAGCCAUGACUAUGUCUCAAAUCGAUCUCUACUACGCGACUCUGAAAGACGACUUGCACAAUCACUGGCAAAAAGCUUACGACUUCAUGGACCACGGCGACGAGGCCACUAAGAAAAAAAAGAUCGAAGUGAUCGAUCGAGUGAAGAAAACCCUAAAACGACUCAACGAGAAAGUCCUAAUAAAAAAGCAAGCUGUAUAUAAUUAAAUCUAAUAAAAAAU